This is a messenger RNA of Capronia epimyces CBS 606.96, 1581 nucleotides long. RefSeq lists its product as uncharacterized. Lineage: Eukaryota; Fungi; Ascomycota; Eurotiomycetes; Chaetothyriales; Herpotrichiellaceae. The transcript has 3 exons. The record is from RefSeq and is a predicted model, not a curated record. The coding region runs from base 1 to 1581 and encodes 526 amino acids.
AUGGCCAACCAUCGAGAACUUGUAGGCGCUCAGAAAAGACUGAAGUCUUCUACGUCAGCAGGAGAGCAGGUUACUGGCACCGACAACGCUGAACCACGAGAGACGCGAAGAAGCUCACGCCUUCAAACCAGAUCGCAACCUAAGAGCAGUGAGAACCGAAGGAGAGAACUGGAAUCUACCCCCCCUAAACGUCCACAGUCCUUCAAGAAGCCCGCAAGGUCUUCCUUGAAGCGUAAGCGAGGGCAAGACGCCGAUCAUCUCUCUCAAACAGAAGACCUGCGUUCUUCAAAACGACCACGAAUACCCCCUCAAAGCACGGCAGAAGCACAAUGGAAGGUAGAAAGGAACACCGGCACAGCUGUCGCUGAUCCGCUCAAGAACUGGGUACUGAACAAGAGUUGGCCAAACGAAUACUUCAAACAAGAUAGUCAGGCCAGAGAAGACCUUUUUGAAAGGGACAGCUGGCUAGAGGAGCAGACAGACCAGCCGCCUCCUCCAACUGUCCAGUAUGUGGAGAUAGAUGGAUUCCGAUACCCACGGCCCAUCCAAAAAGGCCCUCCUUCCCUUCGCCGGAAGCAGUCAGAUUCGAGCCUGACUGGAUCUAGCGACCAGCAGAAGAGGGAAGCCAAGAGUGCUCCAUACCGAGAUACACGGUACACUACCUUGCUUGCGGCUAAGGGGAGUUACAUGGAAAAGUCUCAUCUGGGCAUUACAGAUUCGAGUCUAAGCAGCUGUAAGGCACUGUUGAGCCUAGAGCAGACAGCCCCGAACGACUCCCUAUUCCGAGACGACGUAUUUGAGGAGACAUGCCGCAGAGUACAGGGCAGGAACGAGGCCCGAAUCAUCCGCAGCAUCUCGCCGUAUAUUGUACCAUCGGUGGAGGACAUGGCCAUCUUGGGCGCUGCCAAGUUGAGCUGCUUAAUUGAGAAUGUCAAUGAAGCGUGGGUAGGUAGUAUUCCAGUGGAGGGCCCAAGGCCACAGCCGGACUAUACCGUUGGAUUCGGUCGAUCUGCAUUCACAGACGAACAGCUGCGCAAGCUUGACCCUCUUGUUGGAAGCGUCUUCGAUACCUCAUUCUUCGUCGCAACCUACCGAAUGUACUUUCCAUUUCUCACCUCUGAAGUGAAGUGCGGCGCCGCAGCGCUUGAUACUGCCGACCGACAGAAUGCACACAGUAUGACGAUCGCUACAAGGGGUAUCGUCGAGCUCUAUAAAGCGGUAAAGCGUGAAAAGGAACAUGCUAGGGAAAUCCUCGCCUUUUCGGUCUCACACGAUUAUAGUGCAGUUAGGAUCUACGGUCACUAUCCUAUAAUUGAUGGAAGCAAAACCACCUUCUACCGUCACCCGAUCAAGAAAUUUGAUUUCACGAGCGAAGAAGGUAUAAAUAAGUGGACAGCCUACAAGUUCACCAAGAAUGUCUACGAUGUCUGGAUGCCAACCCACCUCGAACGCAUCUGCUCGGCUAUCGACCAGUUGCCUCCUAAUCUGGAUUUCCAAGUUUUUCCGGGAUCUGGAGUGCAAUCUGCGGGGCAUCUAAUGUCGACUCUGCUUCACAGCCAGGCCAAGGAGAUAGGGAUCUGA